CAGGAGACCGGAACCAAACAGCGGAACCCGGACGUUUUCCAUGUCAACACUCACUGUUGUGUUCCGCUUUUUCAAACCAGGAAGAUGGAUUCACUGUCGAACAAAUGGAUUCUCCACCUGAUAGUUUGUUCGUUUUUCAUCGGUGUCGGCGGUAAUUCAGUGGAAAAGAAGAUUUAUGUGCAUCUCAAUUACACGACCCCUUGUGUGCGACUGCUCAACGCGACACAUCAAAUAGGCUGCCAGUCCUCUUUGUCAGGAAAUGUGGGUGUGCUCCACGUGCUCGAAUCAGAGGAUAACCUGGACUGGGUCCUGAACUCUGGUCCCAAUCCUCCUUAUCUUGUUAUCCUGGAGUCCCCGCUCUUUACCAGAUCCAUCAUGAUGAAGCUGAAGAACGGCUCCAGGAGAGUGGCUGGCGUUGUUGUUGUGGCGCCAAACGCAAACCCGCUUGAGGGCUUCUCUCCGCACACCACCUGUCCCAACGAGAACUCAGGCGUGUAUACGGAGGACUACGAUCCAGCCUUGGCCCAUUGUAAUAUGACAAAGUGGAACCCUUUUGGAAACGGCUUAGCCUAUGAGGAGUUUGACUUCCCCAUCUUCUCUCUGAAAGACGACAAUGACACUCACGUCAUACGGCAGUGUUACAUGGAACAUAACCGCGCUGUGAACGGCAGCACUCCCCAGUACCCGCUGUGUGCUAUGCAGCUGUACUCCCACAUGUCCGCCGUCACCAACACGGCCACCUGCAUGAGGAGAAAUGACAUCGACUUCAGCAUCAGCCCAGAGAUGGUUUGUGACCCGUUGGGUGACUAUAAUGUUUGGGCUUCUACCAGGCCUAUCAACAACACAGCCAAGGGCCACAAGAUGUGGGAAAGUGUGGUCAUAGCAGCAGCCAGGUUGGACAGCAGGUCUUUUUUCUUUGACAUUGCUCCAGGAGCAGACAGUGGAGUCUCUGGGUUCGUCACUUUGCUGGCGGCCGCCCACGCUCUGCGAAACGCCACGCAGGAGGCCCCACCUAACCGCACCAUCCUCUACGCCUUCUUUCAAGGGGAAACCUUUGACUACAUUGGCAGUUCGAGGAUGGUGUAUGAUAUGCAGAACAAUCAGUUUGCCGUGGACCUGGACAAUGUUCACUCAGUGCUGGAGAUAGGACAGGUGGGACUUCAUACUGAGUCGAAGCUGUGGCUUCACUCUGAUCCUGUGUCUCAGAAGAACAGCAGUGUCAAUGAUGAGGUGAGGAAGCUCAUAGAAAACUUGCAGUCGGCUGCAGGAGGUUUAAACAUCUCCGUAGAAGAACCCAGCGCCUCUCAGCCUCUCCCGCCAUCGUCCUUCCAGCGUUUCCUACGAGCUCGGCCAAUCCCCGGCGUCGUUAUUGAGGAUCACCAGUCUGCUUUCAGCAAUAGGUUCUAUGAGAGUAUGUACGAUAAUGCAGAAUACCUGAACAUCUCUUACCCACCAAACAUGACGCCAGAGGAGCAGCUAGAGUUUGUCACUGACACUGCGAAGGCUCUGACUGAGGUGGCCACCAUGGUGGCUAAGGCUCUGUACAUGCAGGCAGGAGGAGUAGAGCCCCAGCUGAGCACCAUUAAGGCAGACGCUCAAAUAGUGACCCGAUUGCUGUACGGUUUCCUUGUUCGGUCAAAUAACUCCUGGUUCCAGCAACUAAUCCCCUCCGACCUCAUGAGCCAUCUGUCUAACAGGCCCACAAACUUCUAUGUCGGCGUGACUCAGCAGUCCAGCGAACCGACCCUUCUGGUCCAGCACCUGCUGGCUAACCUGACCGGUAACACCGUCAACAUCACCCAGGAGAACUGCCAGAACCAGAGAGAGGAUGAGAACGACAAAGAGAACAAACACAUGUACUACUACAUGUGGGUUCAAGGAGCGGCGCCUCCCAACAGUACACAGAGGGAGGGUUUCUGCAUACGCUCCACAGUCCGUCUCUCCAAAGCACUUUCCCCAGCCUUCGACAUGCGGGAGUAUACUUCCAAAGAUUAUUCAACGUGGACAGAGUCCAGGUGGAAGAGCAUCAAAGGACGCAUAUUCCUGGUGGCCAGUCACGACCUGGAGAUGUUGACGCUGGGCGUGGGUAUCGCUGUCCUGCUAACGUCCCUGCUGCUGACGUACGUCAUCAGUUCGAAGGCCGACAUGCUCUUCAGCUCAGGGAGGGAGCCGACCAACGCCACCUACUGAUCCAAACGGAGACGACACAGGCCCACGACCACUACCACCACUACUACUACUACUACUACUAUUACUACCACAACUACUACUUCUAUCCCAAACAGACACGGACAGGCUCUUUUUACUUUAAAACACAACACACGUAGGUACAUAGACAGGUUAAACACAGACAACGACGAUGACGACGACUCCAUGUUUAUGGACUCACUCAGGUGAGGCAUGACAUGAGGACUGGACCGGACUGGAUUGGCCUGGAUGGAUCUGGACUCAUCAGGGUCAGAAAACACUGGUCAGGCACCAGCAGGCCCUGCCAGUGGAAAAGAUGUUUAUAUUUGUUUUUGUUUUAGGUUUUUGUUUUUCCCUUUUUUUUUUUUAUUGUCAAAGAAUCUUUUGUUUACUGUGUCAUGGGAUAGGCACUAAACAUUGAGCAUUAUUUUGAGUAUGAUUGUGAAUAUGUAAAUGAUGUGACUUGAGUGCGUGAGCAACUGACUGCGGGAUUCAGUGUGUAUGAAUACAACAGACGAGUGUGUGUGUGUGAGUGAGUGAGCCUGAACUUUGUAUGAGGAUUGCGAUGGUAUGUGCAAUACUUUAGCUGUCUUCUCUGUCAAUGUAGUUAACUUAUCAAUCAGUUCUAAUCAUAAGAAACCACUUUUUUGAGUCAAUGAACAAGUAGUGACAUUUAAAUUUAAGGUUAUUUGCUAAAAUCUGAAAAAUGUGUGGUGAAGUAUUUUGAUAAGCUCUAGGUCCUGGGAAGUUGACAACAAACCCUAAAUAUUUAUAUUGUUCAGUCCCAGUACACAUAUAACUACAUGUGUUAUGUAGUUGUACAGUAGACCGGCAGCAAUUUCACAUAUUGUGAUAUUUGUGUGGAGAAGAAGAAUUUCCUGAGGAGUCUGGCGUGGCUGACAAACGCUUUACUUCAUAUCGAUCAGCUGCCACAAAUCAAAUCAAAUCCAGUCAGAAAAUCUUGUGUUUUGACGCAGAAAACGCGCUGGUACUCUGGCUGUGCACUCUUUUUUUUUGGUUCAUACCUGUUUCACAAGGUUUUUCUUUUUAAUGAUAACUUCUGAAAAUUGUGACAACAUGCAAGAUAGGUUUUAUUAUUAUUAUUAUUGAUGGAUGUUCAUUUAAUGGCUGGAAUCAAUGACCAAUUGUGAUGCCUUGAUGAAGAAAUAAACAUUGCUUCUUUUCCA
Messenger RNA from Morone saxatilis (striped sea-bass), 3374 nucleotides. It is a transcript of the gene ncstn, whose product is annotated as nicastrin. The transcript is spliced from 17 exons. Bases 85 to 2190 code for a protein of 701 amino acids. The record is from RefSeq and is a predicted model, not a curated record. NCBI's taxonomy places the organism in Eukaryota, Metazoa, Chordata, Actinopteri, Moronidae. Gene Ontology annotation, cellular component: membrane. Gene Ontology annotation, biological process: protein processing; Notch receptor processing.